GGAGUGGCGCGAAAAAGAAAGACGCCAGUGAGGACUUGGCACGUUUUAUCAUCAUUUUCUCUCUCUAGACACUCUUCACCAGCUCUCCUCUGCCGCACCGAGAACCGUCCCUGAGACCGCUAAUCGUAUCCAAACUUUUUUCGCCCUGCAUUUCCUCGAUCGGGCAGUCGUUGGCGUGUACAGUUGCGUGCCUCCCUCAUGCCGCUGUUGCACAAGAAGCCGUUCACGCCCGAGCGCCCGCCGCGGGAUCUACGGCCGGAGGAAGAGGUGUUCCUGUGCAAGGCCACUCAAGAGGUGUUCAGGGACUACGAGCAGUUCUUCAACCGGCAUUUCCUCUGCAACAGCUACGUGUGGACCUGUUCUCUGACAGGACAGGCCAGCCUCACCUACACCCAGGCAGCUGCCAGUGAGGAAGAAGCCAGGCAGCUCCUGGACGCCUUCUCCCAGUGCUACCAGAGAGCUGUUCUGCAGCUGGUUCACCAUGUCCCCCGCACCAACAUCCGCUCCCUGGCAGACGAACUACUCCUCUUCCUCAAGGAGAGGUUUGUUGAGGGAGAGAUCGUGCAGCUGAGUCAGGUCACCUCCAGUGGAGCCAAAGUGUUGUGGGUGGUCAAGGUUGCCAAGGUGAUUCCUCCGGACCCCACCUCUCCUGUCCGGGUAUCAGUCAUUUCUCUCCCUCCCUCCGAGACCGCCACCCAAAAUGGAGUCGGCCCCUCUCAUCCACUCAAUAACGGAUUGUCCGACUCUCCCCCAGGGACCAAUCCCGGGGGGUCUUCCUCUCCGAAAUGUUUCAAGACCCCCAAGACACCGACCCCGCGAGUUCCGCUCACCCCCCAGGCCCACCUCUCCCCCUCUGCCUACAAGUAUGUGGUGGAGAUGGUGGAUGAACCGCACACGGCACUCACUGUCCCCAGCAAACAGCUGACUCGACCAAAGGGCCAGCUCAAUCCCAAGAAACUGAAGCUGUUUUUGAGGAAUGCUCUCACCAGACUCAGUGAGAAACAUCCGUUCAGAGUGAAGGAGGUGUAUGUCAAGCAGUUUGACCUGGGACCGUCUUCUGUCCCAGUGGACACUCUCCCAAGCCCCUCCCCCUUUGCCCGCUCGUCUCGCAAGCGAUCUCUCUCCCAGGCCAGCCUCGACUCAUUUCUCUCUCCCACUGGCACCGCUCCGUCCAAAAGGUCGCGACCUUCCUCCCUCGACACCUCCACACCCAGUGGAGGCAAGGCCAAGAAGAAGAAGACUAAGACGAGACGGAAAUCGUCAGGCAAAUCCAAGACCCCCAGUUCAGGGGGUCUGAAAUACAGCAGGGGGACCCCCAAGGUCUCGGGAACCCCUCGCAGUCAGAGCGAGGCUCUCAAGGUGUUGAACAAGGCGAAAAAGUUCCGCCAGAUGGACCUGAAGAAGAGUGUGGUGAGGAAGGCGGGGCUGAGUGAGGAGGAGGUGGCUGAGCUGACCAGGAGGGCAGAGGAGGAGAGACGGCGGUGGCUGGAGGUGUGGGAGGAGGAGAAGAGGAGGAGGAGGGAGGAGAGGAGCGAGAAACUGCGACGACUCCAGGAGCAGAAGAGGCUGGAGAAACUGCGGCAGACAGAGAUGAUGAGACCGCGAGAAGACACCUUGGUCACUGACAGCAAGCCGCUGCCUCCUGCCAGAGAGGUGAUGUGUCGACUGCCGGCUGAGCUGUUUGGUGAGGCUGUGGUGGUCCUGGAGUUCCUGCACUCCUUUGGUCCUCUGUUCAACAUCAGAGAAGUCAUCAGAGAGGGCAUCACCUUUGAUAAGCUGGAGCGUUGUCUGAUGAGGAGCGAUACAGACACCAUUCUGUUUGACCUGGUGAGGUUCCUGGUCCAGGCGGUGCUGGCCGCCAUGGAAGACGACCACGAGAACAUUGUCAGAGUGAGAAACCUUGUGUCCGCCGGGCAGCAAGACGGGGAGGCGGAGGAGGGGAGGGCGGAGGAAAUGGAGGAGGGGGAAGAGGGGGAGGAUGAGACCGAGCCACUGGACGUCAAGGUUGAGAGUAUUUGUGGGUCGUCUGUGGGAUUUGCUCAGUGGUCCUGGCAGACUCAACGUCUCCCGCUGAGUCAGCUGGUGGUGGACCCCUACACCUGCACCGAGGUACUCCGACUCCAUCUCCUCUCCUCCGGGGGAUACUCCGAGACAGCAACUCGCAAGAGGUGCCGCAGCUAUCGACGUGGAGGGUACAGCGACGGGGACAACCCUGCGAUAUAUCUUCGUCUGCGACGACCGGAUCUCCUGACGGCUCUCAGUCGCGGUUCCAUCUACGAUGUGUCGCCAGAGGAUAAGCUGGAGCUGCUGUUGACGCUCUGUGGACAGCUGCUGACUUCCUCAGUGGCUAGGGAGCGUGUGGAGGAGAGUGCGGUGCAGGUGAAGAGAGCCAGACGAAGAAUGAGGCAGAUUCAGUUUGAGGAGGAGAGGAGGAAGAGGGAGUCCAGGCAGCAGAAGGCCAGGGAGAAGAAGGAGAAGAACAAGAAACUACUCUUGGGGGGAGGGACCAGUGCCUCUGGUACCCCACUGACUGGAGCUGGUGAGACCUCAGACCAGAGACAGGAGGAGGCAACAGGGCCUGCCGCCACCGUGGAGGCAGGGGAGAGGCAGACAGAGGGAACUGAGGCUGGGCAGGGGCCUCAGGAGACGGAGGAGGAGAGGAAGGAGAGGGUGGAGGCAGAGCUGGCGAGGCUGCGAGAGGAGCUGAAGGAGGCCGGGAGUUGCGUUAGUCUCCAGCCACUCGGGUCUGACAGACAUCACAGCCGCUACUGGCUCUUCCCCAAUCUCCCAGGACUCCAUGUUGAGGACCUGGGGCUCUCCAGGACUCCAGAUCCUCCUCCUGCAGCCAACAUUAACAUCCCUGCUCCCUCCACCUUCAUCGAUAACCCCACUCCAACACUUCAGCCAACCACACCCACUCCCCGCCCACCAUCUCCGGAUCACAAGUCCGUCGGAGGUUCCCCUCGUAGAGUGGGUGGAGUAAGAGGCGGGGUCAGGUGGUGUUGCUACAACUCCGAGGAAGAAGUGGAAGGACUGCUCGUGGCUCUCGAUGUAAGAGGAGUGAGGGAAAGAGCUCUGAAGGAAGCUCUGGCUCUCCACAAGCCAGCCCUGCUCUCCAGUCUCCAAAAGAUGGAACAGAGGAUCAAGCUCCGCCCAUCGCCAACGAGUUUGCAGGCCUACAGCAGCGGUGACCAGUACCUGGAGCUCUACCUGCGAGAACAGAUCUUAGACGCCGAGGAGAAGAUUCACCUCGGUAAUCUGGGGCAUCUGCGGGGGGAUGAGGGGAGGGAGGAGUGGAGAGAGCGGAUCGAGAACUCUGGUGCUGCUGCCAAACUGAUUGCCUGGAGGGAGAAGAAGGAGGGAGGGGAGGGAGAGGAGAAGGAAACAGAAGUUGCCAGGCCGACAUCUGGCAGUCCAGCAUCUCGUGUUAACCCCUCGGUGCAGGCUCUGUCGCAGGCCCUGCUGGAGGUGGAGGCUGGGAUUGAGCAGAAGUUCCUGAUGCCUCCUCUGGGGGCUGCGAUCGACAGCAAGCAGAGGAGACUCCGCAGCAGCUCCAAGAAAGAGGCGGUGAAGGAGACUGACGUGUGUCGGGAGCAGUGGCGUGCCUCUCUCUCCCAGGUCACCAGCUUCUCUCAGAUCUUUCUCCACCUCGCCACGCUGGAGAGGGCCAUCAUGUGGAGUCGCUCCCUCAUGAAUGUCCGCUGUCGGAUCUGUCGCAGGAAGGGCGGAGACGAGUACAUGUUACUGUGUGACGGCUGCGACCAUGGUUACCAUACCUACUGCCUGAAGCCCCCGCUCCAGCAGGUCCCUGAGGGAGACUGGUUCUGCAGAGACUGCUCGCCCAUCACACCAGUCAAACCACGGAAGAGGACCCAGCAAGUUACCUUUCAAGAGGUGGAAUCAAGUGACAGUGAGGGGGAGAGAGAAGAGAGAGAAGAUGAGGACGAGGCUGAGGAAGAGGGGGAGGAAGAGGAAGAAGAAGAAGACGAAUCAGAGGAGGAGGUCUUAUCGAGGCAUUCUCUGAGGGCUCGGAGAGGACCAGCUGGCAAGAGGCGAUCGGGUCGGCUGCAGAAGAAGUCAAACCAUCGCCAGCAGCAGGGCGGGAAGGCCACCAGACAAAAGGCCAAGAAACCACCUACGAAGCCGGUGACCAAGGCGAGGAAGAGACUGAACAUGGAGCAGCAGAGGGGUCCAGUCCCCAGUUCACGUGCUGAGUCUGUGGUGUCGGCCAUCAUUGAGCUGCGGUGCUCGCGGGGAGGCCGGGUAGGAGGGGGAGGGGUGGUGAGCAGGGAGCAGAGGGGACUGGAGAUGCAGCUGUGCGAGGCUCUCUGGGAGGAGGUCAACGACCAAGACUGCAGCUGGCCAUUUGCCGAGCCUGUCAAGAAGAAAGAGUAUCCAGACUACCAGGACGUGGUGGAUGAACCAAUAGACCUGAAGACCAUCCGCAGCAGGAUCAAGAGAGGAGAGUACGCUGGACUGGACAGUCUGGUGGCAGAUAUGAACCUUCUCUUCUCCAACUGCCAGCAGUUUCACCGCAAACACUCUGAGAUUGGAAGAGCUGGUGUGGCACUCAAGAAGUUCUUUGACAAGAGGUGCAGUGACUUGGGGCUGAAGGAUCUGCAGCUGAUAGCUGGAGCCCCCUCAAGAGCCAGGCUUAGGUCCUCCAGCAGGACCAAGUAA
This is a messenger RNA of Geodia barretti, 4680 nucleotides long. The record is from the annotation of a GenBank genome assembly. NCBI's taxonomy places the organism in Eukaryota, Metazoa, Porifera, Demospongiae, Tetractinellida, Geodiidae.